ACAAUGUGAUAACUAAUAACUGAUAACAACUGUUAUUGUUUUGUUCCUGUAAUUCUAAUAAAUAAUGACUAUUGUCUAUUGUAAAUUGUAAUGUAAAUACAUUUCUUUAUUCCUGAGCUGCGUAGUGUAGUAGUAACUACUAACUAGUAGACAGUAGUAGUGUGUGGCCUUUUUGACAAUGAAUAAAAUGCGAACGAUUUUCAUUUUGGAUGCAGGGGCUUUGUUUACCCUUCAGAUAUUUCAAUUCUUCAGUCUGGAUUAUUAUAUAAUGAUUGUAUUCCAGAAUACUUAUUAUUCCAGAUAUCCAAACAUUCUGUUCCUGAUGCUCAACAUAGUAUUAAUAUUAUUGUUCUACCACACUUUCCUCAACUGUUACAGAGAAUAUAAAUAUGAACGCAGUAAACAGACAGGAAAUCUAGUCAAAUGCAAAGCUAAAUAUCCUGUAUACUUAAACUGCAUCACCUGGGCCACAUAUGUGACCGUAUUGUUUAGUAAGAUCAUGAUGAUUUUUUCCAACAAUGUCAUCUCGUUGGUUUCCAAUGACGAUUUCAUGGGACCACAAAUGCUCAAGUUACUUAUAGGUGUUUCUGGUAUUGUAUUUUAUUUGUUAAUCAGUGCUGAAUGUUUUGGCCGGCAAAUAGAUCGUGAUAAAUGGCCAACAAAUGCAUGUAUUAUUGAGAUUUUUGAUUCUGUUGAAAUGUUAUCGAUAGUCAUAGCAUCAAAUGUUAAUAUUGGAUACAUAGAAUAUUUGAUCUAUGCUACUGCUUUUUUAAACUUUACGUUACCAGUAUGGGUACUGUAUGAUGUUUCUCAACCAGACAUUGAUACCAAGCCAAUGGGACUUCCUCAACCAGUAUGUUAUAAUUUUAUGCAUUUAAUGUUAGUUCAAAUGCCUUUUUUGGGCAUACGGUUGUAUAUGUGGAUUGUGUUCAAUCAAAACGCCUCAGUGUUCAUUAUGAAAAAUCUUUUACACUUGCUAUUCUUUUUGCAUUCAAUGUAUCCAUACAUAAAAGAAAUUUCUAAGAAAAACCAAUAUAGUCCUGAAACUUGUAACAAUGAAAAUACACCAGAAAUUCUUUUGACUAAUUGUAAGCCUGAUGAACCUAUAGCAUUGCUCUAAAUGAUAAUGUACUAAAGAUGUGAAUAUGACCUACUCAGAAACAAACAAAAAAAAUAAUAAUAAUUAAACUUAAGUUAUUGGUAACUUUUUAGUUAUCACAAAAAUGUCAAAACCAUUUAUGGUAAUAUUAAUUAUAUUAUUUUAAUUUCUUAGCUUUUUAAUGUAUAAAUUAAAUUUUUAAAAGAUUAAGUAUGUGUUCAAAAAUUGAUUCUCAAAAAUUAUGCCAAAUUUAAUUAAGACUGAUAUUAAAUUUUAUUUUCCUAUAUAGUAUAGUUUAUUAAGGGUAUUUGUUACCAAUAU
This is a messenger RNA of Melanaphis sacchari, 1420 nucleotides long. RefSeq lists its product as uncharacterized. The record is from RefSeq and is a predicted model, not a curated record. The coding region runs from base 179 to 1120 and encodes 313 amino acids. NCBI's taxonomy places the organism in Eukaryota, Metazoa, Arthropoda, Insecta, Hemiptera, Aphididae. The transcript has 2 exons.